This is a messenger RNA of Galeopterus variegatus (Sunda flying lemur), 1087 nucleotides long. It is a transcript of the gene PPP1R3D, whose product is annotated as protein phosphatase 1, regulatory subunit 3D. The transcript has a single exon. The record is from RefSeq and is a predicted model, not a curated record. The coding region runs from base 22 to 921 and encodes 299 amino acids. Gene Ontology annotation, cellular component: protein phosphatase type 1 complex. Gene Ontology annotation, molecular function: protein phosphatase 1 binding; glycogen binding. Gene Ontology annotation, biological process: regulation of glycogen biosynthetic process. Lineage: Eukaryota; Metazoa; Chordata; Mammalia; Dermoptera; Cynocephalidae.
CUCCCGACGGCGGGCUGGGCGAUGUCCAGGGGCCCGGGCUCCGCGGUCCUACCCCCUGCUCUAGGAUCCCGGAAGCCCGCCCCCCGGAGCCUCAGCUGCCUCUCGGACCUGGACGGUGGCGUGGCCCCAGAGCGGCGGCCCUGUAGGCCCCCGGGAAUUCCGGGUCACGCACCGCUACCGACGCCGGCGCCGUCGGGCUGCGACCCCCGCCUGCGGCCCAUCAUCCUGCGGCGGGCGCGCUCGCUGCCCAGCUCCCCCGAGCGCCGCCAGAAGGCCGCGGGCGCGCCGGGCGCUGCGUGUCGGCCGGGCUGCAGCCGGCAGCUCCGCGUGCGCUUCGCCGACGCGCUGGGACUGGAGCUGGCGCAGGUCAAAGUGUUCAACGCGGGAGACGACCCAUCGGUGCCGCUGCACGUGCUGUCGAGGCUCGCCAUCAACUCGGACCUGUGCUGCAGCAGCCAGGACCUGGAGUUCACCCUGCAGUGCCUGGUGCCCGACUUCCCGCCGCCCAUCGAGGCCGCCGACUUCGGUGAGCGCCUGCAGCGGCAACUCGUGUGCCUUGAGGGCGUCACCUGCUCCGACCUGGGCAUCAGCGGUACUGUGCGAGUGUGCAAUGUGGCCUUUGAGAAGCAGGUGACAGUGCGUUACACCUUCUCAGGCUGGCGCAGUGCACACGAGGCAGUGGCCCGGUGGCGUGGGUCUGUGGGCGCAGAGAGCACUGAGGAUGUCUUCACCUUUGGCAUUCCAGUGCCGCCCUUCCUGCUGGAGCCCUGCUCUCGCGUGUACUUUGCGCUGCGCUACCAAGUGGCAGGUGCUGAAUACUGGGACAACAAUGAUGGCCACAACUACAGUCUCACAUGUCGCAACCACGCGCUGCACAUGCCCCGCGGAGAGUGUGAGGAGAGCUGGAUCCACUUCAUCUGAGUCUCACCUAAGCCGCACCUGCAGUCGUUUCCUGGCUGGGCUCUCACAUCUAGGUGGUUGUUCUUCCGCACUCUUCACCGCAUCCAAGUUGUGUGACCUCGCUUCCUGCUGCAAGGCCCCUUGGCAGUGGCCCGUCUUGUCUCCUACUUGAAAAGUCUGUGUCACU